Onychomys torridus (southern grasshopper mouse) is the source of this 588-nucleotide messenger RNA. RefSeq names its product cystatin-14. Gene Ontology annotation, molecular function: cysteine-type endopeptidase inhibitor activity. Bases 81 to 488 code for a protein of 135 amino acids. The record is from RefSeq and is a predicted model, not a curated record. The transcript is spliced from 3 exons. NCBI's taxonomy places the organism in Eukaryota, Metazoa, Chordata, Mammalia, Rodentia, Cricetidae.
GUGGGAUCCUGAGCUGAGAAGGGCGUUACCAACUAUGUCUAUUCCAUCCCUUUCUCCUUGUGUCCCCAGUCCCUCGGCUGAUGCAAAGGACAGCCAUGUUGUGGAAGCUGUCCCUACUUGUAGGACUGAUUGUGCUAGGCACUCAUAUGUGGACCAUUGACAAAGAAUUUGUAGCCAUUACUAAGGAUCUAGAUUAUUUUGUGGCAUCAGUGGAGUUUGCUGUGGCUCAGUUCAAUGACAAUAACCCAGAAGAGAACAUAUACCGGUUGCUGGAAGUUGGGAGAGCCCAGAAAAAGACAUGGACAAUGAUAUUUUUAAUGGAUUUGGAGAUGGGCCGCACAAUUUGUAAGAAGCAUGAUGAAAACAUCCAUAAUUGCCCAUUGCUACAAGGCCCGGGAGAGAAAAAGGUGCACUGUGUUUUCCAAGUAGAUGCCCGACCUUGGUUUUCUGGCUUCUCCAUCCUGAAUAGUACCUGUGUGCCAACAUAAAUGGGAGAGGGGCUCUGUCUACACAUAGUAGUCUCCCUUCAUGGGAGUGUGACUAUCUGUAGUCCAAGGUCUACAAUGCAAUUAGAAGCAAUAUCACAGC